AUGUCUCAGAAAGUUAUAGUGGAACCUCGCCAUAUUUUUAGUUUGCACCGAGAAGCAAGAAACUGCUUGUUUUUUUCAGAUGAGCAAACCAUCGUUUUCCCAAGCGGAAACAAUUGUGUGCAUUACAACAUCCAUCUACAGCAAGUGACUGAGUUUAUUCGAGGUGCAGUGCCAUACCAAGAGGGCAUACGGUCACUGGCUAUUAGCCCUGACCUACGCUACAUGGCUGUGUCGGAUUGCCGAGAACAAGGUAUCAUCACUGUCCAUGACAUAGAAGAAAAACAGUGCUUCCAGAGAGAGGUGCUGACAGGCGGUAACAUUAGCAUCCAUGAGGUUGUCUGCAUGGCUUUUUCUUCUGACUCCAAGUACCUGCUGUGCCAAUCUGGAGGACCCGAAUGGACCCUCUUCUACUGGGAGUGGAAGACGAAUGAGGUCAUUGCCACAGUGAAGAUCACAAGGACUGGCUUUGUCAGUCAGGUCAGCUUUAAUCCAAAGGACAACACGCAGAUUUGUGUAAGCGGAAAAUAUGUUUUCAGUAGUUUCAAAUUGGAGAACAACUCCCUGAAUAAGACCAGCUCAUUUAGCAUGGACCAAGAAAACAUUGUGUCCCAUGCAUGGAUGGCUGAGGAUUGCAUCAUCUCAGGGACAGAAUCAGGAAAACUGCUGCUGAUGAAGGAUGGACACUGGAAAAAGCUGAGGAGCCCUACUACGAGGCAUAUCACUGCCAUCAUGCCAUACUCUAAAGGCUUUGCCUGUGCAGCCGGUGCAGGGAUAGUUUAUCUUUAUGAGAAAAAUGAGGAGCACGACUACAUGAAGACCAAAGAAAUAAGAAUUCCUCAGGACCCUUGCAGCAAUCAGCCAGAGCAGCUGGAGAUUACAGCAAUGUGCCUGAGUCCAUCAGAGGAGAUGCUGGUCAUAAGCACACGCCAAGGCCAAAUCUACCACAUCAGCCUUGCCUCAAUCGAGAAUAGCCAGAGUAAGCAGGCCAACUUCGAGGUCCUGUCUCAGUUUGUUUACUUGGGGAGCAUCACCGAUCUGUCCACCUGCUCAUCCAAACCCCUCUUCGCCACCUGCUCGUCAGACAACUCUGUGUGCAUCUGGAACUACAUGACCAAUUCUCUGGAACUGUAUAAGCAGUUUCCUGAAGUGCUGAACUGCAUCUCAUUGCACUCAGAUGGUCUUUCCAUACUGAUGGGCUUCUCUGAUAAAGUCUGCCUCAUGAAUCUGUUGGUUGAUGAAUUCUGCAUUGUCAAAGAGUUCAACAUACACAACUGCAAGAUGUGUGAGUUCAACCAUGAUGGCACUGUCUUCGCUGCUGUCAGCAACAACCUGAUAAACAUUUGCAACAUCAGAACAGGUGAAAUAUUGGAACUGGAUGGCAACAUGAGCGAGGUGCUGUCUGUGAAGUGGAGCAAAGAUGACCAUAGUCUAAUGUCAUGUUCAUUGGAUGGUUUUGUAUAUGUGUGGAACACUGUGACUGGUACCUGCGAGUCUCAGAACCUGCAGGAAACACAUAUCUUCACAGAUAUGAUAUUCUCACCCAACACUGGGACCGUCUUUGGUGUAGCCAGCAGUUUCAUAAUAAAUGAGUUCCGAGCUGGACAGAUCCUAUGGGAAAUAGUCUCCGAUGACAUGGCCUACACAUCUAUCUGCAUGACUCAUUCCUGCCAAGCAAUCUUCAUUGGAACUGCUAUUGGUACUGUCAGAGUCCUGCAGUACCCGUUAGAAGAGGAGAAAUCCUUGACAGAGUAUCAGGCGCAUUCUGCUCCCAUCACCAAAAUGGUCGUCACACCUGAUGAUCAGUAUCUGCUGACUGCCUCAGAAGACGGCUCCCUGAUCAUCUGGACGAUCACUGACCAGAAGGGAUGCAAGUUGAGCAUGGUGAAAGAAACAAGUUAUCCUGAGGAGGACCUUUGUACCAAGACGUAUCUGGAGGAGAAGGACCAGAGUAGACUCGAGACUUACACCCAGGUGAACUUGCUGAACGAGGAGCAGAUUGACGAAAAGAUUAACACAUUCAAGCAGGAACAGCAGGAGAAGAUUCACAAACUUAGGCAGAAUUACAUCCAGCAGAUAGAGGAUCUGAGUGACCAAAUCCAGACACUACUUACUGAGAAGGAGGAACAGAAGGCCUCCCCGCAGAAGGUCCUGACUCAGGUGAUGACAAAACAUGCCAAAGAACUGAAGGAUGAAGCCUCUACUGAAUUUUUUUUUUUAUUUUCCUCUACUGAAACGUACUUACAUGAAGAGUUGGAGCAGAGAAUGCAGGCCAUGAAACAGAACCAUGAGGAAAAACCGUGCAAGCAUGAGGACAACCAUUUCUGUACCACGAUGGACAUGAAACGGGCUUAUGAUGACAGGCUACAGGUGCAACAGUACAAGUUGCAGCAUACUGAAGAGAAGCUGAAAGAACUGCAGGAGAUUGUUGAGUCUAGGUACAAAAAUAUCUUAUUCGAAUACAGUCAGAAGCUCCAGGUGGAGAGGGAGGCCAGGAUGAAGCUAGAAAAUGAAACAAAACUCAUGGAGAAGCAGAUGAUGCAGUUCUGGAAAAUAAAAGGAGAGAUACAUGACCAGUGCCUUGGGAUCAGUCAGCUCAAGGCUGAGGUAGAGGAGAUGAACAGCAAGAACAAGGAGACCAUAUAUGACCUGAAUCAGGAGCUGAAAAUGAAGGAAAAAGAACUGUGCACAGUGAGGAAGAAGGUCAAAAAUAUGGAGAUUUUCAUGCAGGGGAUAAAGGCUGACAUCCAAACAUGUGCAAGCUACAUCUUGUAUCCGCACGUUCUGAGGGAAAACUUCAUGAAAUUUAAACUUCAUAACCCUACGAGAUUCGGAGUGAAGGCUUUGGACACCACAUGGACCGAAGAGCUGCCGGAGGUGAAGUCUGAGGAGACACAGACGGUGAUGACUGAACAUGAUGAAAUCUGCCUCAAAUAUGAACAUGAGCUUCAGGUGGAGAAGGAGAUCAGCAAUAUCCUUAAAUGUGAAAUGAAGCUCAUGGAGAAGCAGAUGGUGCAGUUUUGGAAAAUAAAAGGAGAGCUAAAGGACCAGAGCCUUCAGAUCAGCAUGUUGAAGGACGAAGUGCAGAACCUGAACAACCAAUAUAGGAAUGGGAAGAAAGUCAAAGAUCUGAUGGAGAAAAAGGAAUUACAGAGCCUGCAGGACCAAGAUAAGAAAGCAGAGAAAUUUGAGAAUGUGACUGGGAAACAAAACAAGACCAUCCAUGACCAGGAAAUCUUCCUCCAAGAUAUGGUUAAAACAUAUGAGAAGAUCAAAAAACAGAAUGAGGAAAAUUUGAUCAGCAUCCACAAACAAUUGGAUGAACUAAUUGAAGACCGAAAAAUAUGGAGACCAAGAGCUGAGAACAUAACCCAUCAACUGCAGAUUGAAGAGAAACAAGAGAUUAUCAAAAAGCUUGAGGCUAAAUUUAAGGAGUUCAAUGUGAAGAACAAGGAGACCAUAUCUGAACUGAAUCAGCAGCUGCAAACGAAGGAAAAGGAGCUGUGUACAGAGAGGCAGAGGGUCAGAGACAUGACUAAUCUGGUGCAGAGGAUAAAGGCGGACAUCCAUAACUGCUCGCGCUUCAUCAAGUAUCCACACGUGCUGAGAGAUAACUUCAUAAAACUCUCCAAAAGCUACACCCAGGGAACAGAUGAGAGUACCAAGCUGCCUAAAGAGCUUAGACAGAAGAGAGCAAUGAACACCUCAUACAGGAUCGAGAUCAACCCCACUCAGAAAAUUGUCCCAAAUGUCAUCAAAAAAGAACAGGGCAUCCAGGCCAUCACAAAGUACAGGACAACACCACCUGCCUGCAACAAUGAUGCCUCUCUUCCAGAUGCACUGAAUAGCUUCUACAGAUGGUUUGAGACACGGAACAGCAUGGCAAUGAGGAAGACCAUCCCUCCUCCCAACGACCAGGCACUGUGUCUGACCACAGCCGAUUGCUUCAAGACCCCUACCAUCAUCCCUGUGCCAAAGAAGUCUUCAGUGUCCUGCCUCAAUGAAUACUGUCCUGUUGCACUCAUACCCAUCAUUAUGAAGUGCUUCAAGAGGCUUAUCAUAAGGCACAUAAAGACCCUGCUACCUCCCUCACUGGACCCGCUGCAGUUCGCGUGUCACCAUAACCGGUCAACACAUGACGCCAUAGCCACCACCCUUCUUCUGGCCCUUAGCUACCUGGACAAAAAGGACACAUACUUUCAAAUGCUGUUCAUAGACUUCAGUUCAGCAUUCAACACAAUCAUUGCUCAGCAGCUAAUGGGAAAGUUGAGCCUGCUAGUCCUGAACACCUCCCUCUGCAACUGGAUCCUGGACUUCCUGACUGAGAGACCUCAAUCUGGAUUGGAAGCAGAACUUCUAGCACCACCAUACUGA
Molecule: messenger RNA, 4371 nt
Organism: Neoarius graeffei (lesser salmon catfish)
Lineage: Eukaryota; Metazoa; Chordata; Actinopteri; Siluriformes; Ariidae
Product: cilia- and flagella-associated protein 57-like
Exons: 28
Coding region: 1-4371 (1456 amino acids)
Molecular function (GO): protein binding
Source: RefSeq, a predicted model, not a curated record